AAUCAACACAAUGCUGACCAUCUUUCUGUCUUUGGUGCUGCUGUUGUCCCAUUCCUCUGCAGUCAGAAACUUCAAGGACGGACCGGUCGUCGACGAAGAUGGCCGAGAGUAUAAAUCCGCCGGCGUCGGCGUGGACGAGGUCGACGCGACGAAUGAGGAAAGGCAACCCGUGCAGGUGACGUGCACGGAGAGGUCGAUGAUCAUAGAGGUGAUGGCCGACGUGUUUGGAUCGAGACGUCCCGUGUCUCCCGGAGAGCUUUUUCUGGGCGGUGCGGAGCAUUCGGGUUCUGGAGCGUGUCAGGCCCUCCCUGCCGCCGACGCCAAUUACAUCAUCAAAGCCGGGCUGCUGGACUGCGGCACCCAGUUAUCAUUAUCCGACGACUCCGUUAUUUAUUCCAACCAUCUGACCUUUUCACCUCAACGCCGUCAUGUCAUCACAAGGCUGACCCAAGCUGUUAUUCCCGUUUCCUGUCACUAUAGAAGGAGACACGUUGUGAGCAGUCACCCUCAGGAGGUCCCUCCCAUUAUCUCCUCUCCUACAAAGACCUCUCCUUUCUCGCUGAAGCUGAUGUCCGAUGACUGGACAAGACUGAGGCUGUCCAACGUUUUCUACCUCGGAGACUUCAUCAACAUCGAGGCCUCUUAUAUCAACCCCGGUCCAGAACAACGACAACUCUUUAUUGACAGCUGCGUCGCAACCCUGAGUGCAGAUUCAACAUCAGUGCCCAGAUACUUCUUCAUUGAAAACAAUGGGUGUCUAUCAGACUCAAAACUGCACACUUCCAGAAGCCACUUCCUGCCCCGAAGGAGAGUGGAUGUUGUCCAGCUGCAGCUUGACGCUUUCCGGUUUCAACGCGAUAAUAGGAACUCUAUAUUUAUAACAUGUCAGCUGAAAGCGAGCUCUGAAAUGUGGAGAAGCAGCCCUGUCAACAAGGCCUGCUCUUAUGUGAAUUCAAGAUGGAUAAACGUGGACGAGAGCGACGACGUGUGCAGCUGCUGUGAAAGCACCUGCAGCCAGAAUUUCCCCAAACAGGAUAAUAAAGAUAUAACACGUCACAAUGCGGAAGGUACCGUUAUCUGUGAUACCACCAUUCUGGGUCCUCUUGUGAUUCUACCCAACAAGUAACCAACACAUGAACAAUAAAUUGUUUUUAUUUGGG
Entelurus aequoreus (snake pipefish) is the source of this 1160-nucleotide messenger RNA. RefSeq names its product zona pellucida sperm-binding protein 3-like. Lineage: Eukaryota; Metazoa; Chordata; Actinopteri; Syngnathiformes; Syngnathidae. The record is from RefSeq and is a predicted model, not a curated record. Gene Ontology annotation, molecular function: acrosin binding. Bases 11 to 1126 code for a protein of 371 amino acids. Gene Ontology annotation, biological process: binding of sperm to zona pellucida; positive regulation of acrosome reaction; egg coat formation. The transcript is spliced from 8 exons. Gene Ontology annotation, cellular component: extracellular matrix.